Molecule: messenger RNA, 1185 nt
Organism: Trichomonas vaginalis G3
Lineage: Eukaryota; Parabasalia; Trichomonadida; Trichomonadidae
Product: hydroxyacid-oxoacid transhydrogenase protein
Exons: 1
Coding region: 1-1185 (394 amino acids)
Molecular function (GO): butanol dehydrogenase (NAD+) activity; metal ion binding
Source: RefSeq, a predicted model, not a curated record
AUGAGUUGGCAAUGGCUUAACACUACACGCGUUAUCUUCGGACAGAACGGAGUCGUUGAACACAUGAAAGACUUCGUAAAACCGCAUACAAAAGUAUUAGUUACAUUUGGUGGCGGAUCAAUCGACAAGAAUGGUGCACGUGACAAUGUUACAAAAGCACUUAGUGAACUUGAGUGCGAAGUCAGAUGGGAAGGCGGUAUCCCAGCAAAUCCAGAGUUUGACAGACUUGUCGAGAUCGUCAAAGUUGCUCGCGAGUACAAGCCAGACUUACUCCUCGCAGUCGGUGGCGGAAGUGUCGUCGAUGGAACAAAGUUCAUCUCUCUCGCGAUGAACAUCGAAGAUGGAACAGACAUGUGGGACAUGGUCAAAUACUGGAAGCACCCAUCGAAGUCUACACCAAUCGGCACAGUCAUGACAAUACCUGCAACAGACUCAGAAUGGAACAACGGUGCUGUCAUCUCUCGCAGGUCGACGAAAGAGAAACUUCCUCUCAUCAACAACUUGUUGUACCUAUCUUUCUCAAUCCUCGAUCCUAAGUACACGAUGACACUCCCGAAGAGACAACUCAGGAAUGGUCUCUACGACGCGAUGACACACUGCAUCGACUUAGUCAUAACACCACACGUCCUCCCAAUGCAGGACAACUUCAUGUACUGCGUCAUGAAGGAGCUCGUCGACAUCAGUGGAGAUGUCAUGAGUGACGACAAGUCAACAAUCGAAGUCAGAGGAAGACUCGUCCAAGCAUGCAGUUUCGCUCUCAACUACGUUCUCCAACUCGGAAAAGUCACAUGCUGCGGAAUCCACGGCAUCGCACACAUGCUCACAGCUAAGUGGGGAAUCGACCAUGCUUCAACACUCUCAAUCAUCACUCCUUUCUUCUUAGAGGAAUUCAUCGAAUCUCGUAAGUACACAAUGGCACGCGCUGCUGAAUUCGUCUUCGGCGUUCGUGACGGCGAUGACUACACUAAAGCUAAGGAGUUCAUCAAGCACAUCAGAGAGUGGAUUAUCAGCAUUGGACAGUUCACUAAAGUCACAGAUCAACCAGGAGUUGUUCUUCAAGCAGGUGAUGUUGAUGAAGUCACAAACAUGGUUAUGGACUCAUUCAACGGCAAUAACUUCGGAUACAAGAACACUGUCACUCGUGAAAACGUUCAUCACAUUCUUGAACGUGCUUUCAAUCAAUAA